Triticum turgidum subsp. durum (durum wheat) is the source of this 750-nucleotide messenger RNA. NCBI's taxonomy places the organism in Eukaryota, Viridiplantae, Streptophyta, Magnoliopsida, Poales, Poaceae. The record is from the annotation of a GenBank genome assembly.
AUGGCUAAGUUGAAGAAGCAAGUCAAGCGCACCAAAGAAAUUCUGAGCGCAUAUACCCCUCCUCCAAUCUCAGUUGAAUCUCUAUAUAAUGAUAUCGAUUUCAGGAGCACCAUAACACGUGAACAAUUUGAAGAGCUUUGUGCAGAUUUAUGGGAGCAGGCUCUGUCUCCAAUCAAAGAUGUGCUUACGCAAUCAGGCAUGAAAAUUGGUGACGUAUAUGCUGUAGAGCUAAUUGGUGGAGCUACCAGGGUACCGAAACUGCAGGCUAAGCUGCAGGAAUUCCUGGGAUGGAGUGAGCUAGAUAAGCAGCACCUUGAUGUUGAUGAAGCAAUUGUUCUUGGCGCCUCACUACAUGCUGCUAAUCUAAGUGAUGGGAUUAAGUUGAGCUGCAAGUUGGGGAUGAUUGACGGUUCUACUUAUGGUUUCGUGUUUGAAAUAGAUGGCCCAGAUUAUGUCAAAGAUGAAAGUACUGAUGAAGUACUGGUUCCAAGGAUGAAAAAGAUGCCAAUGAAGGGAUGGGUUAGGGUUUGCUGUUGGAUCCAACAUUUUUUUGUUGAUGGUUGUCGUCUGCUCAUGCUCUUGACUGUCGGACUGCUGGGAUCUGUCGUUGUUGUGGUUGUCUUGAUAGUUAUGAUUUUUGUCUACAGUCCUAUUACAGUAAUGCAGAAAAUUCCUGCUCCCCGGGAGGUGAUUACUGUCGAUUGUGCUUGUAUUUUGGCUAUGACAACCACCAUCAACUUUCGGGUAUAG